Gallus gallus (chicken) is the source of this 9893-nucleotide messenger RNA. RefSeq names its product ferric chelate reductase 1 like (gene FRRS1L). Gene Ontology annotation, biological process: regulation of glutamate receptor signaling pathway. The transcript has 6 exons. NCBI's taxonomy places the organism in Eukaryota, Metazoa, Chordata, Aves, Galliformes, Phasianidae. The record is from RefSeq and is a predicted model, not a curated record. The coding region runs from base 590 to 1510 and encodes 306 amino acids.
AAUGCUUAUUCACAGGCAGUACGACGGUCGGGUGGCUAUUUCCAAAAGGAGAUGGGGGGCCUUCAUCAGAGCUGAUUAUCGUCGGAAAGAAUAAGCCACGGCCCUAUUUUCCCGUCAGCCUGAUUUGUAAGGGUUUUUCUAUUGCUGUUUGCUUCUUUUCCACCGGCCCUGCAAAGUUUGCCAGACUGCAUUGGAAGGGGAAGAAGAGACUCAUUAUUUUGUAUCUGAGCAUGGUGCUGCCCUCUCGCAGCUUCUUACAUGGAACACGCUGAAUUUGCACGUGAUCAAAAUUACUCUUGCACUCUUUUACCCCUGAGUGAAUACUGCUCUGUCUGCAGUGAGCAGUUGGUGCUCGGUGGGAGCACUGCGGCAGUGAGAGCCUCUGCCCAGCCCAGGGGAACGGACUCACCCCAAAAGCAGCCCCAUCCGAGAGUAACUUCAGGCAGCCGCCGGCGAUCAGAAAAGAAAGGUGGCACUGUAGUUGUCAGGGUACUGCCAACGUCGUUCAGCCGCCCCACCACCACCCCCCAAAGUUUGGCCAAGCAGAGGAAGCGUAACCACGCAAAACCCAACCAAAAAGCGAGGAGUUAUGACCAGGAAGCGCAGCCAAGCCCUAAAGAAGUGUGCGAGGCCGCUGUCUGACCUCUACCCGCGGGCAGCACGCAGCAGUAGCACACGCGAGGCGCGCCGCCCCGCUGCCAUCCCGGGCUUACCUGGGCGCAGCGCGGCGCUGGUGGCACGGCGGAGCCCGCCGCCCCGGCAGAUAUUCCGAGGGAUCCAAGCAUGCACGAAGAGCCAGCCGAGUGGAGAUCCCCAAGCCUUAGCUGAAUGCCCUGCUCUAUGUUCGUGCUGCCAAAGCUUACAUGGUUACCCUUUCCCUACUGCACCUCCUGUGGAUCCAUUUGCAAAAAUCAGAGUGGAUGACUGUGGAAAAACGAAGGGAUGCUUCAGGUACGGCAAACCUGGCUGUAACGCAGAGACCUGUGACUACUUCCUGAGUUACCGUAGAAUAGGAGCUGAUGUUGAAUUUGAGUUGAGUGCUGAUACCGAUGGCUGGGUGGCAGUGGGAUUCUCCUCAGACAAGAAAAUGGGUGGAGAUGAUGUCAUGGCUUGUGUUCAUGAUGAUAACGGAAGAGUCCGAAUACAGCACUUUUACAAUGUUGGUCAGUGGGCUAAGGAAAUCCAGAGAAAUCCUGCUAGAGAUGAAGAGGGGGUUUUUGAAAACAAUCGUGUGACUUGUCGAUUCAAGCGUCCUGUAUAUGUUCCCCGAGAGGAAACUAUUGUAGAUCUGCACUUGAGCUGGUACUAUCUGUUUGCCUGGGGUCCGGCAAUUCAGGGUUCUAUAACUCGUCACGAUAUAGACUCACCACCUGUAUCAGAGCGUGUGGUCAGUAUUUACAAGUAUGAAGAUAUUUUCAUGCCGUCAGCUGCCUAUCAGACCUUCUCUUCUCCAUUCUGCUUGCUCCUCAUUGUUGCACUGACCUUCUAUUUAUUGAUGGGAACCCCUUGACCUCUGGAAAGUAACGAGAAUUUGCCAGUGAAGGUUUCUCAGGAUGGAUGGAGUUAUGAUGGAUGACGCAUAUUUCUAUUGGAAUUUAUAUCACACCACCAUCGUCAUCUAGCUGCUUUUGAACAUAGCUUCUCAGAAGAAUGAAAUCACCAUCUUUUGAGUGGCUGAGUGGUGACAGAUCAUUUAAGAAUAAUCAAUGAACAAAUAAGAGACGAUGUUCAGUGUUGUGACUACUUGCUUAACGAAGACUUUUGUAAAAUCAGUGUGUGUGCGUGCGCGUGUGUGUAUGUGUGUUUGGGAGGGGUGCCUGUAUGUGUGGUUAGGAUUGUUUAGUGAUGCACAUCUUAUCAAAUAACAAAAAAAAAUGCCUUCCAAAUCGCUCCCACAAAGCAAAUUUGGGGAAACGUUACAAUGCUGUUCGGUACUUCUGGUGCAGACGAAGUCCAAGUGUGGGUGCUGAUCUUAGGAUCGGGAUGCUGACACUGCAGUAUAAAAGCUACCCUUCCAUAAUGGACAGUUGGAUGUUUUUUUUUUAAACUAAUAUUUAUCAAGAUGUAUUUGCUCUGGUACUUUCCAAAACUAGUCUUGCAUAAUCAAGCAUGAACAGGAUUUUUUUAAUGGGAAGAAAUGAUCAAUGUCUUUAUAACAAUAGCGUUUCAACAACCUUCUUGAAAGAAAUGUCUGCUUGUUUUAUGAGUGAGGAAUUACAUUAUAGAAACAAAGGGAAAGGAGAAUGCAGUCAUUUGAAUUCUCCAUACAUAGGAAAAGCGAGUGUAAGCCACAGAGAACACUGAAGUUUCUAACAAGCCAUAGAACAUCCUCCCAAUCAAUGAAGUUUUUUUCUCUUUUUAUUUAAAAGCAGUGAUGUUGCUGAUGUGUAAAUACGUUUUUAAAUAGUUGUGCUGUAGUACCAAGAAAUCCAUUUUUCUGUGUAGUAUUCUUGUAUAUCCUGUUCCUGUUAAAGGUGAAUAUGGGCAGCAGAUGUUCACUUACAAAGAAACGGAAAUAUAACUGAGAUUAUUUGUAAGGAGAGAGAGGAAUUAAUAAAAAGAUCAGUAUGUUUUAUUUCAUCAAAUCAUUGGUGAAACACAGUUACAGUGGAAAAGAUGGGCUAAAGAGGAAACGCACUUUGAUUUUUUUUAUCACCAAUAAAUAAUACAAAGAUGAAUGCUAAAUAUUAUCAAACUAUAAAGUGUCAAAAUACAUUUGAGCCAUAGAAUGUUCUGAAAAUGCGGAAUUUGUGUAGACAAUUUCUAUUAUUCACGUGACAGUAGGGUGUGACGUAUGUAUGGGUGUAGCAGUUGAGUGUACUUAGGUACGGUUGCACAUUUGUUUCCCAACUUGCAUUAUUGCACCAAAAUUCUCUCUAAUGUGAUGCACUUAAGGGCUCUGUAAUGUAGGAUCUGGUAAAAUAUGUGAUAGGCAUUCUUUGUAUUUUCAUUCCUGUAUAGAGUGUAAAAUCAAAGUAACAAGCUUUGCUGGGUUUGCAUCAUUCUUCAUGCAAUUCAAUUAAUAGUUGGUUUUUUUUUUUUAGGUUCUACAUUCUUGAAAGCAGUUCUUCAAGUAAAAAUAGUGAAAUGGGCUUGAAAAGGAAUCACAAACUCCAUCACAAAUCCUUUAUUACCAUUUUUAGAGAAAGAUUUCUUAGAAACACAUAACGUUUUUAUUGAUGUCUUUAAGGAUUUGUUUGCUUAAAAUUGCUGCACUAAGGUUAAAUAGGGGUGAGAAGAAUGCAAAUUGAAGUGAACUUUGAAGGUGCAUAUAGUAGCUCCUUUCGUGUAAAUUACCUUCCAUAAGUUGCAUAACCAACUCACGAUCUGAUGAAAUAUGUAGUGGAAGCCACCUGAUAAGGAAGGUCAGCUUUGGACCUUCACGAUUGUAAAACUGAGGUCUAAGAUUAGCAGAAGCAGAGAGCUGAGGUCGUGGAUAAUGAGUUUUAUAGUAAGCAGCCAGGUGAAGUGAGGAAGUUAUUAGGGCUAAUUCCUUCUCUCCUGUGUUAAAGUGCAGGCAGUUUAGGGAGCUGAGAUACUACAGUCCCUUUUCUGAAAUCACAGCUACUCAAAGUAGCCUCAGGGUCACUUUAGUUUAUGGCCUUGUAAUUUACUGGUUUAGUUUUAGACAUUUCCCUGAUUGCCCACUAACAGGGUAAUCUAAUAACUGAAGCAUACUGAAGUAUGAUAGAAACCCAUUUAAAGCUCCUUUAAUAGAGCGCUGCACUUAGGAUAGCCUGGCUAGACCUAGGCAGGGACAUAUGUUAAAUAUGGCAAUACUAAUAGCAAGGUAAAUGUACAACACACGUAGAGCUGCUUUGUGCUGUAAAGCGCUCUGCAGGGAGUCAGAGCUGUGUAAAGGUUGAAAGUUCAGGCUCUAAAGCAAUAGUGAGGUCAGAGCUGAAGCAUGGCCACUUAUGGGAAUGCCCCAUGCAAAGCAUAAACCGCUUCAGGCCACAGAUGUACCCAUGUUCUAAAGUAGGGCAGAAAUACUGUUCCUUUUUUUUUUCAGGUUCCUUUUAAGCAUUCUGUCUGGUGUUUUUGUUGUUGUAUUUCUCUCUUUUCGAAAUGUUAGCAGAGGUGUGCACUUCUCAAUGCCCUUGAUCCUUGAGCUUCAAAAUACUUAAUUAGCACUAAUUAAGCAUUUCUAAUUAAUUGGGAGGAAAUAAAAGUCCACAACAAGCAGCAAAGCAAUCUAUUAUUUGGCAUUUAAAUUUAUGGCUGAGCUCUAUUACUACUCCCUGGUAAACUGUUCUAAGACUUUGUAUACUGCUUCACAGGUGUUAGAAAAGCUACUGUGCAUUCUCUAAAUGUUUGUGUUUAAGGAGAACUGAAUACUGGAAAUAAGGAUGAUAAAUUAGAAUCAGGAGGUAGGAUAAGUGGUGGGUUUUUUGUUGCUUUUUCUUUUCUUCAGAGAAGAAAGUUUGUUGUAUUGUGGCGCUUUGUCUGAGAGCUGUAGGAAAAGCAGGACUGUGAGCUUCCCAGAUUCAGGAAAACAAGGAAGGUAUAAGCACUUGGAUAUGGGUAGUUGGGAGUAAAUACGAGAACAAAAAGGCUAUGAGAGAAAUGAAAAGGCUUUAAUUCAUUGGUGCUUAGCUUUAUAUGGUAACUAAUAAUUAUUAAUAUUUGAGUAAGCGUGGACAGUGUUUUGUUUUUCAUGUUUUCUUCCCUAAUACUUCAAAGCAGGAUUGAUCCCUGCUGUACAGUUACUACAAAGUAGCUCUCUUCAAAGUAAUUGAAAAUUGGAUCAUUUUUAGAUUCUUUAUGGUGACUACCAGUAAGCAGCUAUUAAAUAACACAUUUCCAAAGCGCUUUAAUUUUGAGAGUGAGAAUAAGUUGCUGCAGGGUAACAUAAUACAGAAGCAGAGGCUUUAGAAAGGUCACGUUUACAGUACGGUGGCCUUUGGAAAUUUGAAUUGGCUGCUAAUUACAAAGAUAAUUAAUUAGAAAGAUAAGACCAGAAAAGACCAUAAGGCAUUAAUUAGCAGUCUUGAAUAUAUUCUUUCCAUGCAGAACCAUAUUCAGCUCUGACCAUAGCUUGUUACAUUAACCAUAACACCUUCUGCUCACUCAGUCCAUCUUAUCUAUAACUUCGUAUGCUUAAAGUUCAUAAGCUAUUUGAAGGAGCAAUCAGCUUCUUUGUGAUGGUGCCUGUCACAAAGGGACCUUGUGUUUUGACUGUAGUGUCUGACAGGUACUCCACUACAAAUACUAAGGCCUGAAAUUAUACCAUAAAGAGUGGCAUAGGAAAAAGAAAAAUAAACAGAGAAUAAAGACCUCUAUAAAGUUUGUUUCUCUUCAAUGGAAACAAAUAACUUUAUGCAUAGCUGAGACACUUCCAGGUGCUAUUUAUUUUUUCCCAAAUAAGUGCUUAGUUGAUUUUAGAAUGUCGUUGGAUACACAAUGAUGCUUUCACCUACAGUUGUAGCAUUAUAAGAGAAUGAUUCUGUUUCUGGAAGAGAAUAUUUUGAUUAGAUAUUUUGAAAGCCCUCUGAAGCUUUCUUGUCUUUAUUGAUGGGCGUUGCAAUACUUGGGUAGUGGGAAAAUAAGUACUUGUAGCCAAGUUCCCCUAAUCGAAGGGAACUCCCCAAAUGGGUUAAAAGUUCUGAAAGCUUUUUUUGGCACUGACUUUUCCAGUCUUCACCGCAAGGAUUAGAGAGUAACUGGAGCAAUGCAUGCAUCAGCAAACUGCCCGGCCAGUAGCUUUGAAGCUUGAUUGGGUUGCCAUAUCCUGAGGCUGGACCAAGAAGAAGAGCUCUCCUUGUGCUCCAUGACUACUGUGAAACGGUGUUACAACUGUGUUAAUGUCUUCCUCUGAAAAGUAUUGUGCUCCUUGUCUGUAGCCCAUGUCAUGUCCCUGUGUCCACAUCUGAUGAUCCUGAGAGGUCUUAGCCCAGCUGUAAAGAGGAGUUAUUAAGUGAGGGGGACGGAGAGACAGCUGUCUUCACCAUCAGCCAGGUCACAGUUAGAAAUCUGUAUUGUAGACGAUACUCCUCUCUAAGUACUGUUGUGAGUUGAGGAGGAAAGGAAGAGGCGUUAUUCUUUUUUUCAGUCUUUGUUGCCCUUACUUUUCCUGUCCUACUGCAUCAGACGUUUAAAAAGAAGUAAAUUAUCCUCCAUUUAGAGCAUAGACCCUGUGGUCUUUGAUUCUUUCUGGAAACGUUGGCUGUUGGCACUGCACUGCACUCUAGAGGCAGAACUGGAGCUCAUAGAAAAACCUGCUAAUUUUACUGGCACGUGAAUUAAAAUUGUGACCCCUUGCUAUACUGAUAUGUUGUUUUUAAACUUCUCCAAAUGAUUUCCCCAAAGAAAAGUACUCAGCAACAGCUUUAGGAGAAGGAAACUUCUUUCACAGACAAAAUUACAAAAGGUCUAGCAUCACUUUUUCAGAGAUGCCUACUGUGAAAGCGCUAAUAUCUCCUACAAAGUUCAACCGAUUUAGAGCCUUACAUUUAUAGUAGAAGUAGACACAUAUUUAAAUAAUACAGUUGUUCUGGUGCUUCACGGAGCUGUGUAUGUGGCCACCCUGCAUGAACUGGCACCCUCCAUUUCAACCCUGAGCCACAGCAUGCGGUGAGCAGGUGGAAGAGUCUGCUUGGAUGCUGUGUGAUGAUGUGAAGGCGACCUCAAAUACUUCAGGACAGAUGAGUAGAGGGUUUGUAAGUCAGACUGGAGGACGAAGAAAGGCUCAUGAUUUUGUCAUACUUCCUAUUUUUGCAUGACUUUACACGUGGCAAAGAGGCAUGUAAAUCACAUGGAAAUUUUACUUGAUAUGCAAAGAAGCAACAGAAUCUAACUGGAACAGGAAUUUUAACUGUCCUAGCUGUUGUAAGGGCAGGAGGUCCGAUUUAUGCCUUGAGAUGUGUGCUCCCAGAAAGAUCCAAGAUUUGAGCGAGAGGCUUGAUCUUGCCCUUAGAGGUAUGAAGAAAGGCCAGGAUCCUGCAUGUGAUUGUAGCAGUUGUUUGCUGUGUGUACCUGCUCCCUGGCUCUCUCACAAACUGCUUGAGUCUCAGAAGAGGGAGUUUCUAAAUCUUAACAGCUUGCUUUGCCCGUUGUGCUUCCCCUAAAUUGAAACCCCAUGAUCAAGGUUUCUGUAGCAUUGUAUUAGGGCCUGAUACAGUUCUUCCACAGCCUGCCCAGCACAGAUAGCGAUCUAACUGGAAACCUGUUGGCAAUUUAAAGAAAAUCUCAAUUUUAUGAGCAUAAAAGUUGAUUUGUAUGUUUGUUUAUUUAUUUAUUUAUUUGCCAUAUCCCAACUCUUCACCUAUUUUUCACUAACUAUUCCAUGCAGUUCAUAUGUCUGAGUGUCUGUUUUUUUCUGCAGAUACAAUAAGAUCUAGAUAAACCUUCCCGUUCUACACCUGUUAUUGGAAUAACCACUAAGGUAACUCUUAGAAAUUUAUUUUAUGGUGAGUUUCGAUAAAACUGUGUAUAUUUAUAUUCCCUUAUUUAACUUCUCUCAUCGGGGUUCAGGUAGUGAGGUAAAAUCAAUGUAAUUUUGGAGGGCUUGUGCAGCUUGUGGGGUUAGUGGAUGUGAAAAAGCAGACUGAACAAACGUGACUUUGAAGAUCUGUGAUUGCAUUGGCAAUAGCAAAGGAGCUGCUGUGAGGAAAAGAGCAGACUGUUUUUUUCUUGAAUUGCCAACUAAUUUCAAUUGCAUUCAUUCCUAAUUUGCUUCCAUGUUUGUUCCUGAGGUAGGGAUGUUUGCUCACACUGAUGUCAGGAUGGAUCACAAGGAGAACUUCACAGCCUACGUUUGUAUAAAGGCUACUGCUCAGUAUAGACCAGUUCUGAUCUGCAUUAGAGACUACUUAAAAGUGUCCAUACAAGGGGAAUUUUUAUAUGACGCUUUAAAGAACUAUUCUUUAAAGGUACUAUGCUAUUUAUAUAGACUCAAUCAUUACAGAAUUACCUGUUAGCAGUAAUCUUCUGAGUUGUUUCUAACUGCUACUUAACGCAAAUUCAUGUUUAUGUUUUUAAGGAAGGAACUGGAUUUUUCAAAUAUGCCAAGCAGCUGCAAAUCCUUUAUGGCUUCAAUGCCUACUCAUGGCAAAGUGAUUGCAGUGCGUUACCCAAUUUAGUCUCAGAGCUCUCUCUUAAGCUUCACAUCAUUCAGUUUAAUUUUGUAAGUUGCCAAUAGUAGAAGACUAAAUAGGAGGAGAACUCAGCUAGAUUCUGUGCAAAGGAAUGGAAAUAUUAUUGAUUUUUCACAACAGCCAUCAACCAGAUUAACGAAAAAUAUUCUUCCCAGAAUCAAUAUUUAGGUAUACUAAAUGUGUUGAAGGGGUGUGAAAAAAUUAUAUAAGGCAGUUUAAAAACACAAGGUUAGACUGUAUUUUGGAAAUAAAACCAACCAAACAAUAAACCUAAAAUAAAAUGGAAGAUCUUGCAUGUUCUCUUGCUCCUAGCUGAUAUUUUUAGAUGAAGAAGAAUAUAUGUGAAAACUGUGAUGUUGCCUGCUACAGGAUCAUGUUUGCUCUUUUAUUAUACUAACUUCUUGUUGCUUUCUUUAGUGGAAAAAAAUUAGUCUCACAUUAUUGUUUGGGUUUUUUUUUUUUUUUUCCUGAACAAGAUGAAAGUAGAUGUUAAAGAAUCAAGGAAAUAUUUUCAUUUAGACUAUCAGGAUAACCAGAGAGGAAACAAUAGAUAUCAAAUAUAAAAUACAAGAGGCAAAAACCAUUGUAUAGGAACUGUUGAAUCACGGCCCGAACCUCUGAUUGACCACCUGAGGCAAGCACUGAGUCAGCCAUGGGAGCACAGGUGAAGGCAAUUCAGCUGUGUGACCAGAAGGGGUGGAGCCAGACUCCAUCUCUCCUAGACCCCAUUUAAGGGCUGACUGCCACUAAGGAAGGAUCUCUUCCUGGAGAUUGCUCCUUGUGGAGUUUUCUCUGUGAGCCUAUGACGUUGGUGAGCACCUUUCAUUUAUAUCUGAUCAUCUUUUCCAACGUGGUAAUCUUACCAGCCUCAUUUCUCUGUAUAACAUCUGUAUACUUAUUUACUGUACAACUGUAUUGUUUAAAUCCCAAAUUCUGUAUCUGCUACUGAAAUGUUAGACUGCUCAUCUAAUAAUAAAGCAAUGGUUUCUUUUUCUGUUUGUCAUGGUGAUGUGAACUCCAUGACAAAAGUUAAAACUGUAAGAACGGCCAGUGUUUUUCCUAAAGCUGGAAGCAUCAAUCAAGUAUUGACACAGAGUCAAAGAUGAAAUCCCAACCCAUUAACUUCAUUAGAAAAAUGGGAUCCUAUUCAUCAGUGAUGUCCCCAACCUUCAUUUCGGGAGAUAAAUUUUGUUAAUGUAUUUGAAACACGGUGAGUUCUGUUUAGAUGAAGUCAGGUGCUAGGUAUGUCUUGGUAUUUCUGGUUAAUAUAUUCUGAAAUCUGGUUUGCUUUAAAUUCUUAGCAGUUAAGCAGACUGUCAUAACUACAUUAACACUUGCCACUUGGAUUUGUGUUAUAUAAACUGUAAUGGUUGAAGCUGAAAUGUCAUCUGCACCUUUUGACUUCAUUCAGUAUUGUCAAGAUGAAAAUUAGGUCUAAUACACAGAAGCACUUUGUAAGUAUAGUGCUAAGUGGUGUUCUGGUUUUUUGGUGGUUUUCUUUUUUCUUUUACUAGACUCAGUUCUGUAUGCCAAUACCCAGCAUCCAUUUGAAGACAAUGAGCAUUUAAACUUAUUUAUAUUCAUGCACCAGUCUUUCUGAAAAAAUAACAGUGGAUGAAUACAUAAUGGAAUGAUAGUGACCUACGGGAUUAUUUUACAAUCAAUGCAUGUCCUAAACUAUUGCUUUGUAACAUCUGUUUUAUACUAAACGUUGGUGUUAAAGUGAGCCUUGUUAGCUACUUGAAAGUGACAUACAAUAUUUAUAAACCUGUUAUAAUAAAUGCUUUUUUAGUCCAA